GGCUACGGCAAUUAACGACAUUCGUUGCAACGCUCACGUAAACUCCCAGUGUCGUAAUGAGUCAUGUUACAUGCCAUGAGUAUCCUCAGUAGCACAUCAAACCUGACUGCGCAUGUGCGGGGGAGACCCUCUUCUUUACCUUAUCUCUUGACGACACCCAAUGGUUAUAUUACUUAAAACCAAAUGCGGAGAUGCGUACCAAGCAACUGGCUAAGAACUCCUUUGUACGUCGUCUAUUCCACGACUACCAGCUAUCUACCGGCUAUCGGACUUUUGACACAACUAUGUCAUACUUUGUUGUUGUCUAGGCCUUUUAUGCACGUACUCAUCCAUGUUAUUUCCUCCCACUCCCUCGUAAUACCCUAUCCCCAAGUUUAUGAGCUAAUGUUAGAGCUGAUACCCGGUCAAACGGCGAGUGGAGUACUGAUACGACAGUAGCUAAGUCUUAAUCUUGAGGCUGGCAUGUGUACCCGACAUAUAUAUUUUACGGAAUAGUGGAGUUGUGAAUCCGGCGUGGGACGGUUCGAAAGCCGAGAACGGGCAAAUAGGAAGAUAAAAGGAGCGAGUAUCCUGAUCACCGCUGCCCCCCAUGAUAUGCCUACUCUUUAUUUGUCUUCUAAUGAGAUCUGCCUUGCAUCGAACUGGCAUUAGAUCGUUGACUGUUUUGAGGAUCUAAAUGAAAGGCAUCUUAAAUACGUGAGUUUUUGCGUUCGAUUUCCAUGGAAAAGAUACUCGCGAAAGGACUCAGCCGGGUCCAAGACAUAGCUGAUGCAGUCAAGGCCGCCAGCUACCAUUACGCGGUCAGGACGAAGACAUCUUGGAAUUCUCUGUCAUUAAAUGAAGAUGUCCACAAACCUAUUGCGGCGCUGCUCAUUGCACUCCUAGCUUUGGCGACGGCGGUGACAAUUGUUAUUCGUAAGCGAGUGCAUAAAGGUUCUCCCACGAGGCCAAUAUCUCCUACAACACCUCGCCUUGAGAAAGGGGAGCUCCGAAAAUUUGGGAAAUGGAUACCCUCAGACUUCCGCAUGCCUAAGCCAGAGGCAUAUCCGGAUUGGUCGGUCGAGAACACAAAGCCCCUUCCAUAUAGGCCAUUUCGCUACGGGCCGAAAUACAACGUAACAAUGGGGCUUCGGACAUUGAAACAUGAAGACUGGAUUGAGCUCGACAAUCACUUCCCGCGCUUUCAUGCCGACAAAGCUAGAAGAAUUGCAGAGCGUGGAGCUAAGUUAUGUAUGACUGCACCAGAGGCAUAUCCAGCAGCAGUCGAGCUCCUGGAAGAACUCACGGAGUACUUACCGGCACGAUAUCCUUCGCUGUAUAAGCGUACAGGAGUAGGCUUGGACAAUCUGUGGUCUGGCGAGAGCUUCAAUAUCGUUACGCGACCACUUCCCGAGGAUCCUAUGCAAAUGUGUGCGCGUCUCAUACAAGACGACCUUGCCAUAAUGGUCGAAAAGCCCGAUGGGCAAUACUACCUACUUGCAGGCUGCAUAGUACUGCCUGGAUUCUGGCGUCUCAGCGAUAAAUUCGGUAUGCCUCUGUCGGAGAUUCACACGUCGGGUGCCGUUCCGCAGUAUAAGGAGAAGCUAGAGAAAGGUAUGAUGAACCUAUUUCGGCGCCUUAAGCCAGAGGAGAUGGUAGGGCGCCACAACUACUUCUUCCAGGUGGAUGACGACCUUGGUUGGUCCUGGAGCGUCGGCCCCGAGGACGGGGACGUCAAUGGAAAAGUGGGUUGGAAUACAGCUGAGAAGGGCCGGGUUAUUGACCACCACUACUUCCGGUCAGAGAGACAGACGCUUCGGCGCUUGCCGAAAAGCGGCGGCGUAGUGUUCACGAUUCGAACAUAUUUCCACAAGAUCACAGAGGUUGCGGAGGAAGACUAUGUCCCAGGAAGACUGGCCAGUGCUGUGAGGAGCUGGGGAGAUGAUGUGAGUCGUUAUAAAGGCAAGGAAAAGUACGGCGACGUCCUAUUAGAGUUUCUUGAUAAGAAACAUGAGGAGCAAGUUGCGAGAGGCUUGGACCUCAGUCGUGAAAAUGAAGUCAGAGCCUACCCGUAUUGAAGAGAGCCGUAGUGAGAGCCUUCAAAGGUAGAGAAGAUGAUACACCUAGGUAUCUGUAUAGUUGCAGGUGUAUUCAAGUGUAUGCAUGUAAUUACGUAAUAAUGUCUCUUAGCUAAAUGAAUUGAGCUAGUUAUGCAAGUA
Molecule: messenger RNA, 2198 nt
Organism: Xylaria bambusicola
Lineage: Eukaryota; Fungi; Ascomycota; Sordariomycetes; Xylariales; Xylariaceae
Exons: 1
Coding region: 720-2057 (445 amino acids)
Source: RefSeq, a predicted model, not a curated record